AUGAUAAGCACUAUUAGCGGUGGCCCUACCAUCGCAGGAAUGAGCAACUAUUCAAUGAAACAAUAUGUGCGUGCCGCAAAAUUUCCUCGGGUACUCGGCAUAGAGGUGAAUCGGCAUCAUGAAACGCCAAAAGUGCAUUGGGAACCAAUCACAUUUUGCGAAGAGGAGGAAGAGGGCAUCCUCUAUCCCCACGACGACCCGAUGAUCAUUCGAGCAGAAAUUGCCGACUACGAUGUAGGACGGGUACUGAUCGAUACUGGCAGCUCCGUGAGCGUGAUAUUUGCCGAAGCUUUCCGAGAAAAGGGAAUAAACGACAGUCAGGUCAACCGGCAAUUGACCCCUCCGUUAAGUUUCUCUGGGGAUCUAGUCCAACCAGUCGGAAGUGUAAAACUGCCAAUUACCUUUGGUACCGCACCGAGAAAAACAACGGUAUACGAUCAUUUCCUGAUUGUUGACUGCCCGACAGCGUACAACGUUAUAGUUGGACGAACGGCACUCACCAGGAUCAAGGCCCAUCUUUCCCCCCACAUGCUAUUGAUGAAGUUCCCGACCCCCAACGGCACUGGGGCUGUCCGAGGAAAUCAGCUAAGCGCGCGGACUUGCUACGCCACGGCCCUGAAGUCAACCUCUUUCAAACUCCCCGACGAGACAAUGUCUGUCCAAGGGGUACUGAACGGUACAGGACCAGUUGACGACCCAAGAGAUGAGUCCCCGACUCCACACACACAACCCGUCGAAGAACUGGAGACGAUAACCUUGAGCGAGGAGCAGCCCGAUCGUCAGGUUAGAAUCGGCACUAGACUCGCUCCUACCCUCCGAACGCAAUUCAUAAAUUUCUUGCGGAACCAUUCGGAGGUAUUCACAUGGUCCUACGAAGACAUGCCCGGCAUCGCCCCAGAGGUCAUCAGCCAUAAACUCAGCGUCUCUCCAUCUUAUAAGCCUGUGAGGCAGAAGCGCCGUUCGUACGAUACCGAGCGAUAUGAAGCCAUGCGUAAGGAGGUUGACAAACUUCAAACCAUCAGCUUCAUCAGGGAGGCUACGUAUCCGGUAUGGCUGGCAAAUUCGAUGAUGGUCCGGAAGGCUAUUGGCGGGUGGCGAAUGUGCCAAGACUAUACCGAUCUGAACAAGGCCUGCCCGAAUGACAGCUUUCCGUAG
Messenger RNA from Prunus persica (peach), 1155 nucleotides. RefSeq lists its product as uncharacterized. The record is from RefSeq and is a predicted model, not a curated record. Gene Ontology annotation, molecular function: aspartic-type endopeptidase activity. Lineage: Eukaryota; Viridiplantae; Streptophyta; Magnoliopsida; Rosales; Rosaceae. Gene Ontology annotation, biological process: proteolysis. The transcript has a single exon. Bases 1 to 1155 code for a protein of 384 amino acids.